This is a messenger RNA of Actinia tenebrosa (Australian red waratah sea anemone), 1844 nucleotides long. Its product is annotated as trace amine-associated receptor 5-like. Gene Ontology annotation, molecular function: G protein-coupled receptor activity. The record is from RefSeq and is a predicted model, not a curated record. Gene Ontology annotation, biological process: G protein-coupled receptor signaling pathway. Lineage: Eukaryota; Metazoa; Cnidaria; Anthozoa; Actiniaria; Actiniidae. Gene Ontology annotation, cellular component: plasma membrane.
GAGUUAUUUCAGAGCCGGACCCGUGUUUAGUGAGGUACAGAUUAUUAAAGGAAAGGAUGUCAAAUAGCAGCAACUUAUCCACGAAAGCCGUAUUUUUCCCCAAGACAACUUUCCUCGCUUGGUUGCAUGCCUUCUUAGUAAUUGGUUUUCUGAUCGUUGUUUUGAAUCUCGCUACGAUUGUCAUAUUUGUUAUCAACAGACAUCUUCGUCGUCGUAGUGUGUACUGCCUGAUUAACUUAGCAGUGGCUGAUAUGUUGCAUGGAAUUCUUCACCUCACAGAAUCUUUAAUAAUCAUUGGAGAAUACAAAGGGCUAAUUCAUGACUUGGUUUAUCGGAAUAUUAUGUACAUCUUUUUUGAUAUCUCUCUUGCAUUGUCCUUGUUCUCCUUGGUUCUGGUUUCUCUUGACCGUGUCUACGCAACGUACUUUCCCUUUGAACAUCGAACAACACGACUCAGAAAGUAUUGUGCAGUGUUUGCCAUAACGUCUGUCCUAUCUAUAAGUAUUGUAAUCAUACACAAUUUCGUUCUACGAGGACAAGCUCUUCAGGUGUUUUCUGUUCUUUUCAUUUUUUCGUUGUAUUUUCUUUGCUUGAUUAUCAUCUUCACGUCAUACUCGGCAAUAUUUAUCAAAGUCAAGAUCGAAGCAAAGCGACUUCAACCAAAUCAGCAACAAACAGCUGCCAUACAAAUAAGACAGAAACGUGAACACCAUCUUGCAAUGACGCUCUUUAUAGCUACUGUCUUGUCUUUAAUAACAUGGCUACCAUUCGUCGCUGGGCGUAUUACUGAAAAGAUUACAACUAAUCGAAUAUCUUAUACUGUUAGAUUUAUAUUAAUUUUGAUUCAACGCACCAACUCACUAAUCAAUCCAAUAAUCUAUGUGUUCGGAAUGGGAGAUUUUAGGAAAGCCUUGACACGACUGAUAUUCAAAUGUUCACGUGAACAACGGCAAAUUCAUGCAAUUGGUAACCACGGUAACCAAUUAGCGCGAUGGCAAUCACGUGCACCAAAAGGAUCUUCUCUGCAACAGGAAGAGCAUUCGUAGAUGUUUUCUUCCAAUACAUUUGUAUCUUAUGGUUUACUAUCAGGGUUAAUUACUGGUCGGCUGAUGAAAAGUCCUUGUACUUGCUGAAAACGACAUUUUACACCGACAAAUCAGCUAUGCUGCAAGUUAUAUAUUUAGUACAUCAUGUGUGAUUGAAUGCUAUUGUCAUUCAAAUUCUCUUUUCCGUCGUUUUGAUUGGCCAAGAUAACUGCAAAUAACUACCUACCAAUAAUAUUCAGCUCAUGAGCAUUAUGAAGUAAAGUCCUUUGGCUGUAAAUAAUAGUCAUGCAGCAUUUGCGGAAACAUGGCUCGCUGUCCCCAGUUGUCAGAACUUAAUGGGCAGCAAAAACAGGGGGUGGGGUGAAACAAAGAAAAAACUGAUUUAAAUGAUAAAACAAUUAUUGAACUCGGUUAUCACAAAAUAUCGUGAAUUUGUUAGUGCCUACGGGCCACUAACAAAUCACGACUAAUAUUUUGCUCAACAUCGUCCAAUAAUAGACCUUUUUUUCAAGGUUGCGCUCGCAUCCAAAUUUAAGAAAUUAAUUUGACGGGCCACGUUACCCGAGCAGGACCUUUAUAAUGAGAAUUAUCAAACAUUUCUUUGACAUUUUUCGAUAAGAAUUCAUAAAAUCGAUUAUUCUUCUCUUUUAAUAUGAAACUGGCUUUUCGAUCAAUUCAACUGAAUUUGCGUUUUUCAGUUUUGUGAUCCGUCAAGAUUUAAUGCGCUCCCAAACUUGAGAAAACUGAACUGAUCUAAGUCAGGGCAUGCGGCUAACUCACAGAUCGAACGCUGGAACA